AUGUUGUUGACAAAACUGACCAAUAUCAAUCAACGUAACAGCGGAUGCGAGAAAAGUCUACAUUUUGAUAUCACUACUUUGUUGAAGCCGUCAGACCAAUUGGGAUUUUCCGGGUUCAGCAGUGUUUCACAUUUGCAUUAUUACUGGCCUGUUAAAGUCCCAACCGGCUUGAUGGCUUAA
This is a messenger RNA of Clunio marinus, 180 nucleotides long. The record is from the annotation of a GenBank genome assembly. Lineage: Eukaryota; Metazoa; Arthropoda; Insecta; Diptera; Chironomidae.